Messenger RNA from Chaetura pelagica (chimney swift), 1863 nucleotides. It is a transcript of the gene ADAMTS5, whose product is annotated as ADAM metallopeptidase with thrombospondin type 1 motif, 5. The record is from RefSeq and is a predicted model, not a curated record. NCBI's taxonomy places the organism in Eukaryota, Metazoa, Chordata, Aves, Apodiformes, Apodidae. Gene Ontology annotation, biological process: extracellular matrix organization; proteolysis. Gene Ontology annotation, molecular function: metalloendopeptidase activity. Bases 1 to 1863 code for a protein of 620 amino acids. Gene Ontology annotation, cellular component: extracellular matrix. The transcript has 9 exons.
AUGAAAAAAAAAAAAGGAAACGCGGACAUCUGCUCUUUGUGGUGUCCCCGUGGGAGCACGAAGCGGGGGAACGAGGACGAGGGGAUAGGGGGCCACCAUCAGCACACCCGCCUCGACGAUGACCACGAGGAGCACUACGACGCUGCCAUCCUCUUCACCCGCGAGGAUUUAUGUGGGCAUCAUUCAUGUGAUACUCUGGGAAUGGCAGACGUUGGGACCAUAUGCUCUCCCGAGCGCAGCUGUGCAGUGAUUGAAGAUGAUGGCCUCCAUGCAGCUUUUACAGUGGCUCACGAAAUUGGGCACUUGCUUGGGCUUUCCCAUGACGACUCCAAAUUUUGUGAGGAGAGCUUUGGCUCCAUGGAAGAUAAGCGGUUGAUGUCCUCCAUUCUGACUAGCAUUGAUGCUUCAAAACCCUGGUCCAAAUGUACUUCAGCAACUAUAACAGAAUUUUUCGAUGAUGGUCAUGGUAACUGUCUGCUGGACCAACCAAGAAAGCAGAUCCUGGGCCCUGAGGAGCUCCCGGGACAAACCUAUGAUGCCAUUCGUCAGUGCAAACUGGCGUUUGGACCUGAGUACACAGUGUGUCCUGGUAUGGAUGUGUGCUCCCGCCUCUGGUGUGCAGUUGUUCGCCAAGGUCAGAUGGUGUGUCUGACUAAGAAGCUUCCUGCUGUGGAGGGAACGCCAUGUGGAAAAGGGAGGAUCUGCCUCCAGGGAAAAUGUGUUGACAAAACCAAGAAGAAAUACUACUCAGCUUCAAGCCACGGGAACUGGGGGUCCUGGGGUCCUUGGGGCCAGUGCUCCCGUACCUGCGGCGGAGGAGUUCAGUUCGCAUAUCGUCACUGCAACAACCCGGCUCCCAGGAACAACGGCCGGUACUGCACCGGCAAACGGGCCAUCUACCGCUCCUGCAACGUCGCGCCCUGCCCAGCCAACGCUAAAUCUUUUCGACAAGAGCAGUGUGAAGCAAGGAACGGCUAUCAGUCUGACUCAAAGGGUGUCAAGACAUUUGUUGAAUGGGUCCCCAAGUAUGCUGGAGUACUUCCCGGAGAUGUUUGCAAGCUCACCUGCCGAGCCAAGGGAACUGGCUAUUACGUGGUAUUUUCUCAAAAGGUAACUGAUGGUACCGAAUGUCGACCGUACAGUAAUUCAGUCUGUGUCCGGGGAAAAUGCGUCCGAACUGGCUGCGAUGGCAUCAUCGGUUCAAAGCUCCAGUAUGACAAAUGUGGGGUGUGUGGAGGAGACAAUUCCAGCUGCACAAAAGUCAUGGGAACCUUUACCAAAAAGAGCAAGGGCUACACAGAUGUAGUGAAAAUCCCAGAAGGGGCAACCCACAUCAAAGUUCGGCAGUUCAAGACUAAGGACCAGAGCAGGUUCACUGCCUACCUGGCCCUGAAAAAGAAAAACGGUGAGUACCUUGUAAAUGGCAAAUAUAUGAUCUCCACUUCAGAAACAAUUAUUGACAUCAAUGGGACUGUCAUGAACUACAGUGGCUGGAGUCACAAAGGUGAUUUCUUGCACGCAAUGGGACACUCUGCCACAAAAGAAGUUCUUAUUGUGCAGAUACUUGCAACUGAUCCCACUCAACCAGUGGACGUCCGCUACAGUUUCUUCGUGCCAAAGAAGCAAGGGCAAAUGACUAACUCUGUCACUGGCAGUGGCAGCAGCAGCAGCAGCAAAGUAACUCCCCAGCUGAUGCAACCCCGCUGGGUUACGGGGCCAUGGCUUUCUUGUUCUCGAACAUGUGACACAGGAUGGCACACCAGGACUGUACAGUGCAAAGACGGGCAUGGGAAAUUAGCUAAGGGCUGUCUUCUCUCUCAGAGACCGUCAGCAUUUAAACAGUGCUUGUUGAAAAAGUGUUAA